Messenger RNA from Aphidius gifuensis, 3042 nucleotides. Its product is annotated as open rectifier potassium channel protein 1-like. Bases 252 to 3041 code for a protein of 929 amino acids. NCBI's taxonomy places the organism in Eukaryota, Metazoa, Arthropoda, Insecta, Hymenoptera, Braconidae. Gene Ontology annotation, cellular component: membrane. Gene Ontology annotation, biological process: stabilization of membrane potential; potassium ion transmembrane transport. Gene Ontology annotation, molecular function: potassium ion leak channel activity. The record is from RefSeq and is a predicted model, not a curated record. The transcript is spliced from 6 exons.
AAUCCACGAUUAACGGCCUCCAGUUGAGCGCGACGAUCCAAGCUGAUCGAUAAAACUGUUAAAAAUUACCAACUCAUAACAAACAGUUAGAUAACGUGAUCAUUUCAAGAGGAAUCAACUCGUGCUCCGGAAUGUCUUUUUUUCUUUAGUUCCAUUUCCUUUUUAUUGAAAUAUUUUAUUAAUAACUACAUCUUGAACUAUAAUUUAUAAUUUAAAAAAAAAAAAAAGAUUACAACUGCAGAGUUCGAAAUAUGUCUAAAAAACAGUGGAUGGCUCUUCUCAUGCUUUUUUUGGCCUAUCUUCUCCUUGGAGCUUCGAUUUUUUAUUACAUCGAACAUGCUAUUGAAAUUGAACAAGUUCGAAAAAUUCGUGACAAACGUAUUGAGAUUAACGCUCUCCUUUACAAACAUUGCACAAUGAGAAUGGAUCGGACAGAGAUUCUACAAAAGUUGACUAACUACUGUGGAAAAUCUGUUUACAAUUACACAGAAAAUGAGACUGAUCCGUUGAAAUGGGACUUUUAUAAUAGCUUUUAUUUUGCUUACACAGUUGUAAGUACGAUUGGUUACGGCAACUUGGUCCCAACUACUAUGUCCAGCAAAAUUCUAAUGAUUUUGUAUGCUCUUCUGGGAAUUCCGAUGAAUGGAAUCCUGCUUUCCCAGCUGGGUGAUUUUUUCAGCGUCAUUUUUAUUCGAGCACAUGAAAAAUACAAAUCCUACAAAGAAAAUCACCGUGAUGAAUUUACAAAGAAAUUAGCACCAUUAGAAACUCGAAAAGCUGGUUUAGCUGCAAGAGUUCUGAUGUACUUGGCCCCAGGAUUUGUUAUGUUUAUUUUUUUUCCAGCUUCAGUUAUUUCCUAUUACGAAGAAACAACUUAUAACGAAGCGGUGUACUACGCUUUUGUAACAUUGACAACUAUUGGAUUCGGUGAUAUCGUUGCAGGUCAAGACAAUACGAGAAGCCGUUGUCAGGGUCCUUUUUAUAUCUUUUACAAAGCUUUUCUAAUUGUAUGGAUUGUCUUUGGUCUGGGUUACAUGGUUAUGAUCAUAACUUUCAUAACACGUGGGAUGAGAAGUAAACAAAUUACACGUCUUGAACAUAAGCUAGCAAUGAAUUUAAAGCAGACACAAACCAAGAUAUGGGGGGAAUUCAACAAAGAAGUCAGCUAUUUGAGACGCGUCUUCAACGAAUUACAACUAUCUCGAGUGAAGAGAGUUUAUGUCAAUAAAUUUGAUUAUAAAGCUCCACUUUGCAAAUCUUCAAGAAGCAAGAGCUUUCCUGACCUCAGGGAACUUAUUUACGGUGGUUUGACUCUACUUGUACCCUCUCAUCCCCGACGUCGGGCUAAUAGUGAGGUUGUUCCAACUAUUAAUCCUGUCAGAGCUCGAGUAGUGUCUGAGACCGAUCUUCAAAGAAUUGACAAGGCAGCAACGUUCGCUACUCAUGCAAUAGUUCAACCCGCUGAACUCUUGGCACGGUUAGUCAACAUCUUGGGCUAUAUUCCACCAUCUUCCAUCGAUGAUGAACCGCCAUUAGAUAACUCCUUACCAGGACUGCAAGGAUUCAGCAAUAAAGAAAUUUUAUCAAACGAGUUUAACAACAACUGGAAAGUUGGUUCUGAUCAACUGUCUUUCAGGAAGCCAAGGUCUCGAGCCACAAGUGAAGUUCAUUUAAAACCAAAAUAUGAUCGUGGUACAUGUGAAAAUCAUGAGUGGACAUGGUCUGGACCAGCUGCUUCCAGAAAAAUUGAUGAAAUCAUCAGACGUCGACAAAAUGGCAACAAAGAGUCCAAGGAUUCAAAGUCUUUAUUCCCAGCAUUCAAUAUACCGAAAUCUGUUUCAUUAUCGAAAUGGAUUAAGCACCUGUCAUCUAAUAAAAAAGAAAGCCGAACGCGAAAUUCAGUUUCUGUUGGUGAUUUGGAACAUGGUGAUGAAAACUAUCUAUCGACUAUAAAUAAUGUUAAUGAAAGAUCAACAUAUUUUACUCAUACGGGAGCUAACCUUUCAUGUUCGUUAGAAAAUAGUAAUUUACUUGAAGAAACUUCAGUAGCUGAUUUUUUGAGAGCUAUGACUGCUCUUCAUACUCAAGUUGGUGUAGUGCCUAGUGAUUACGUAAAAAAACCCCAAAGAAAAAUGGGUACAGCAUCUUUGACUCCUCCGAAACUUCCAAGCUUGUUGUCACUUUUUUCACCUCCUACCGAUUUUUCAACUUCUAUUGAUGAUAAACAUGUUGAUAAAUCUUUUAAUUAUGAACGUAAAUUUAGUUCAAAAAUUGUAGAGGAACCUAGGAAUUUGACGACAUGUGGUCGCUUAAACAGUAUCAUACACACUAAUAAAAUGAAAAAUCGAAGAUUUUCUUUAAGACCUGUAGAAACAACUUCAGAAAGGAUACCACAAGUUCUACCGUAUCUAUCUGACUAUCGAUAUGACGGGAAGAAUCCUACUUCAACUUUUAUCACUGGUUUCUCAUUUGAAAGUUCAAAAAAACCCUUAGUCAAUGAAGAAAGUAUUCCAGGUAUAUCUUCACCAAUUGUGACUUCAAGCGGACCAAGGUUUUCUCUUCGACCAGAGCAAUUCGUUGGACAAGCACCCUCAAAUAUUAUUGGAUCAAAAGGCAUUCAAAAAUGGCGAGCUGGAAUGUUAAGAAAACAGAUUUCCCAAAAUAAUCUUCAAAAAAGAGUUAGAGCAUCCAGUCUAAGCGACAUUAGUAUUGAAGGUUUGCAAUCAUCAGAAAGAAAUCUAGGAAUCAGUCCACUUGCGACAAACGAUCAUGUUAGAACCUUCGAGAUAUCAAAAGAUAACAAAAGUUUAAAAACUGUCACAAUUGUUUCACCAAAAAACUUAACGUCUGACUUGAGUAUUAAUAUUGAGAGCCAAAAAAAUUAUAUUUCUGAUGGUGCAGAAAAUAUCAUCAGUACACCGAAUGAUUUUGGACUUUUAAAAGAAAGAAAAAGUAUUACAGAUAUGCCGAAGUUGAGAAAAGAAUUUCAAUCAGAUACAAGAAGUAGUGAAUCUCAUUCGGAAAUGAAUACAUAUAAAUAAA